GUGGGGCGACUACACAAAGAGUUACCAUCCAAAAUGUUGAACUGUUUAUCGAGAUAUCGAUGUUUUAACAAAUAAUCUGUGGAAAAAAAUGGCAUGUACAGGUAACGCGACUGGGAAUCUCGGCAUAAAUGUGAAGACUGCUAUCUCUGAGGAACACCGACGUAUCUGGGUAGGAAAUCUGGACGCACGCAUCACCGAGUUUCAACUUCUCAAACUAAUGCAAAAAUGCGGUGCCAUUGAAAAGUUUGACAUGUUAUUUCAUAAGGGCGGUCCAAUGGUCGGCCAGUCGCGUGGAUAUGCCUUUGUCACAUUUACACAAAAUGAGGGUGCCACUAACGCAAUUAUAAAACUGGACGGAACUAAUGUGGGCAAUCGUUGUAUAGCUGUGCGUCUUGCUAAGAACAUAAAAUAUGAUGAUCUUCAAAGGCCCAAACCUCGCAUAGAGAUACCUGCACUGGGCAGAGUCAAGCGUGAAGAGAAGAUAAGCAAAGCAGAUGCCAUUCGCGCUAUUGAGGCCAAACUUAAAACUUUAGAGCGACAGACGGAUAAUAAUUUGGAAUUAAACACCAUCGGACGUGAUCAAAACGUGCCCUUUAUCCAUCGCUAUCAAUUUAACAAGAGCCGUGAAGCUCUACAGCGUACAGGACCACACGGCAAAUACAAUAAAACUAAGUCAUCCGCACCAUAUCAACGUCAGCUUGUCAAACGACGCUGACAUAGACCUAAUAUCUCAAAAACCACUUUUGAAUUAAUUAAACAUUAGAUUGGCUCGCUCUUAAAAAAAAAAAC
Drosophila novamexicana is the source of this 789-nucleotide messenger RNA. Its product is annotated as probable RNA-binding protein 18. Gene Ontology annotation, molecular function: RNA binding. The coding region runs from base 89 to 715 and encodes 208 amino acids. Lineage: Eukaryota; Metazoa; Arthropoda; Insecta; Diptera; Drosophilidae. The transcript has 4 exons. The record is from RefSeq and is a predicted model, not a curated record.